Panicum hallii is the source of this 426-nucleotide messenger RNA. Its product is annotated as tropomyosin-1, isoforms 33/34-like. The transcript is spliced from 2 exons. The record is from RefSeq and is a predicted model, not a curated record. NCBI's taxonomy places the organism in Eukaryota, Viridiplantae, Streptophyta, Magnoliopsida, Poales, Poaceae. Bases 1 to 426 code for a protein of 141 amino acids.
AUGGGUCCAGAGCCGGAGGCCUCCACUCCGCCACGACCCGAAGCUGCCCCCCAGAAGGAGGCUGCCAAAGCUGCUGCAGCGAUGGAGGCAGCGGCAGCAGCUCCGGACGAUGAGGCCGGGCCCUCACUAGCUGAGCCAGCAGCUGAGGGGGCUGCUGCCACGGCGGAGGCUGCAGCGCCAGAGGCAGCAGGGGCGGCGGAGAUCACGGCUCCAGAGGUCGUGGACGCAGCGGCACCGGAGGCAGCGGAGGCGGCAGCACCGGGGGUCGCUGAAGUUGCCAGCAGCGCCACCCCACCGGCGGAGGAGGAGGAGGAAACAGAGGUGGUGCUGGGAAGGCUUACUAACCCUGGAAAAAUGGUUAAUCCAAUAUUUAAUCCAAACGAUCCACUAAAUGACCCCUCGACUUCAGAAUAUUCUCGGAGGUGA